This is a messenger RNA of Saitoella complicata NRRL Y-17804, 696 nucleotides long. Its product is annotated as mRNA turnover protein. Lineage: Eukaryota; Fungi; Ascomycota; Saitoellomycetes; Saitoellales; Saitoellaceae. The transcript has 3 exons. The record is from RefSeq and is a predicted model, not a curated record. Gene Ontology annotation, molecular function: RNA binding. Gene Ontology annotation, cellular component: nucleolus; preribosome, large subunit precursor. Gene Ontology annotation, biological process: ribosomal large subunit biogenesis; nuclear-transcribed mRNA catabolic process; ribosomal large subunit assembly. Bases 1 to 696 code for a protein of 231 amino acids.
AUGCCCAAGUCAAAGAGAUCCAGAGUCGUUUCCCUUACGCAAACCGAUAAGAAGGGAAGGGAGGGAAAGGAGCAGCUCUACACCCAGGCGAAAGAGUGUGUUGAGAAGUAUCAAUACGCUUGGGUUUUCUCCGUUGAGAACAUGCGCAACACAUACCUCAAGCAAGUCCGUUCCGAGUGGAAAGACUCCCGUAUCCUCUUCGGCAGAACAAAGGUCAUGGCCAAGGCUCUCGGUACCACCCCCGAGGACGAGGCCGCCGACGGUUUGUUCAAGCUCACUAAAUACCUUGCCGGAAAUGUCGGUAUCCUCUUCACCGACCACCCCGCCGACGUCGUAAAGGACUGGUUCGAGAGCUACGUCAAGACCGAUUUCGCACGUGCCGGUGUCGUCGCGACAAGAGAUUUCGUCGUCCCCGCUGGCCAGAUCUACUCCCGUGGUGGCGACAUCCCCGCCGAUGACGAUGUUGUUAUGGCCAACACCCUCGAGCCUACACUCCGUCAGCUCGGUAUGCCGACUAGGCUGAAGAACGGUAUUGUUACUCUUGAUAAUGAAUACCAGGUUUGUAAGGAGGGGGAGACGCUGAGUGGACAUCAGACGAGGUUGUUGAAAAUGUUUGGCGUUGCGAUGGCGGAUUUCAAGGUCAAGUUGGUUGCUUAUUGGUCGAAGACUGGAGAAGUUACUGAGGUUGAGGAGUAA